AAGCUGGGCUUUUUAUUUUGAAGAUGAACGUCUUGCCGUUUCCGGCGCCUACAGGGCUCGAGCUCCUGGGUGAUGCGCAACGCAAGAAGCUUCAUAACUGACCCCGUCUGAUCGAAGAUCGAAGAAGCAGAAAGCGGAGAGGAGACCAUGACUUCCUCCGUCCUCCUCUCAUUGGUCGUCCUCGUGCUCCUGCUGGGUCCAGUUUCCUCUCAGAACCGCGAUCCGGCUUUGGAGGACCUGAUCCAGGGGAACACAGACUUUGGUACCCGUCUCUACCGAGCCGUCGCCAGCCGAACGGACGACAAUGUCUUCCUGUCUCCUCUCACGUUGUCUGCCGGACUAAUCGCUCUGCUGACCACCACCAGCGGUCCAACCCAGGACCAGCUGCUUCAAGGACUCACACUGACCGGACUUGACCCUCAGAACCUGCCAGAUCAGUUUCAGACUCUGAGGAACAAGGUCUUUCAGAAGGAUGCGGUCCAGAACCUCCAGCAGGGCAUGGCCAUCUUCCCUGCUCAGGGUUUCCAGGUGUCCACAUCCUAUCUGGAUCUGGUUCAGACAAAGUUUGGGGGGAAGGUUCAGAGUUUGAAUUAUAUGACAAAUUUUGAUGCCAUCGACGCCAUCAACCGCUGGGCCCAGGACCAGACCGGAGAACGGGUCCAGGAACUGUUGUCCAUCCUGGACACGCAAACCCAGCUGCUGAUUGCGACCACCGCCUCUUACCAGACCCGCUUCAGCCCGGCCUUUAACUCGUCCUCCACUCAGGACGAGCGUUUCUACGUGAACAAGUACCAGGUCGUCAUGGUUCCCAUGAUGUUCCGGGCCGAUAAGUACUUCCUGGCGUACGACCGCUUGGUGAAGGCCGGCGUGCUGAAGCUGCCGAUGGCGGACGGGGCGGCCAUGUUGGUGGUGCUGCCCGAUGAAGGCGUAGACAUCACAGCUGUGGAAGAGGAAGUGACAUCAGAGAAGAUCUGGACAUGGAUCAGACAACUGAAGAAGACGAAGUUGGAGGUGCAGCUUCCUCGUUUCAUGUUGGAGCGUUCCUACUCUCUGAAAAACGUCCUUCAGACUCUUAAUGUCGUUCAGGUGUUUGAGGAUGACGCUGACAUCAUCAACAUGGGCGGAGCUAAAGGACCGAAACUCACAGAGGUGUAUCAGACAUCUGUUGUCUCCGUUAACGAGACCAGCGAUGACAUCACUCCAGGGGGCGGAGCCACAACUUUCUCCACCCCUCCUCCACGACUCACCUUCAACAGACCCUUUAUCUUCAUCAUCUACCAGCAGGCCACCAGCGGCCUGCUGUUCAUGGGUCGAGUCAUUGACCCCUCUCAGAAAUAACCCAUCUCACCUUCACCUGACUGGGACAAGCCCCGCCCACCUCAUUACUCCAAUCACAUCUGUCAGAUAACCACACUUGAACACAGCAAUGGAAACUGGGUGUGUCUGUAGUGCUCAGUAUGAGGGUUGCGACCCCUGCAAGGGGCCACAAGGCCCACUUGACAGGCCCUGACACAUAAAUGUUUACUCGGGUCCUGAAAUUUAAACAAACAAGUAUUUACAGAAACAUUUACCCAGGUCCUCAGAUGUAAACAAACAAGUAUUUAGAGAGACAUUUACCCAGGUCCUGAGAUGUAAACAAACAUUAACACAAAAUCAUAAAUAUUAUCAAACAUUUAAUUAGUUUUUAGUGUUAUUUUAUUGCACUGAAGAGUUGUGUUAGCACUGAGCUAAUGUUAGCAUCGUUUUAAUAUUAUUGUGCUGCUUCUUUGUGUAAAUGUGUUGUUUUCCUGUGAGCUUGUUGCAGGUAGCAUGUUGUUCAGAACCAUAUUAAACCUCAAUCCAUCCA
Melanotaenia boesemani (Boeseman's rainbowfish) is the source of this 1846-nucleotide messenger RNA. Its product is annotated as protein Z-dependent protease inhibitor-like. Gene Ontology annotation, molecular function: serine-type endopeptidase inhibitor activity. The record is from RefSeq and is a predicted model, not a curated record. Lineage: Eukaryota; Metazoa; Chordata; Actinopteri; Atheriniformes; Melanotaeniidae. The coding region runs from base 148 to 1338 and encodes 396 amino acids. Gene Ontology annotation, biological process: negative regulation of endopeptidase activity; blood coagulation. The transcript is spliced from 6 exons.